AAGUCAUAUUGUUUGCUUUGAAGACCUUGGGGAAGGCGAGCGAUGGUUAUAAGUAGUGGGAUGGAUUAGUCAAAUAUUGGGAAAAUUUGUUUUAGACAGUUUCACACAAGUUUUAAAUGGUGAGGGGAGAAUGACAGACGGCGAGACCGGAUCCUGGGGAAGUGGAGACCACUUUGGAGCAUGCACACCGAUUUAAAGCCGUCCGAAACUACUGGUGAACCGGUGACGAGGGUUUUCUGAAAUGGUGUUGGAGGGCUUCGGCGCCAAGCAGCCCUGCUGCGACUGCGAGCUGACUCCGGAGGACCCUCAGUUCAGGAUCACCCCGACCCAGCAGAUGGCCGCCGCCUGUUCUGGCGCUCUUAUUACUUCUUUAUUCGUUACACCUUUAGACGUUGUCAAAAUUCGAUUACAGGCACAACAAAAAACACUGUUGACGAACAAAUGUUUUCUAUACUGCAAUGGCUUGAUGGACCAUUUGUGCACGUGUGUAAAUGGAAAUGGCACACAGGACUACUGGUAUAAAAGGCCCAGCCAUUUCAACGGGACUAUUGUAAGUAGUCAAAACCGGCUCCGCCCCGCCAGAGUCAAAACGCCUUUACGUUUCCAGGACGCCUUUGUAAAAAUAGCAAAGACUGAAGGUGUACAGUCACUCUGGAGUGGGCUGAGCCCGACGCUAGUGCUUGCUUUGCCUGCCACUGUGGUCUACUUCGUCACAUACGAACAGCUAAGGAUUAGGUUGGUCGACUGGUCACAGAAAGAAAGAAAUGAACCACAACCAAUCUGGGCACCCCUCAUUGCAGGAUGCACUGCGCGACUGUGGGCCGCGACCAUAGUGAGUCCGCUCGAACUCAUUAGAACCAAAAUGCAAUCAAAACGGCUAAGUUACUUAGAAAUGCAUGAAGCAAUAAAGGCUUUGAUUAAAUACCAUGGAUGGCAAGGGCUUUGGAAAGGAAUUGGGCCAACUUUGUUAAGAGAUGUUCCGUUUUCAGGUAUUUAUUGGGUUACCUAUGAGAAAUUUAAAACUUUGAACAGGAGUAAGCAAACAAAUUUUGCCUUUUGCUUUCUUGGGGGCAGCAUUGCAGGAAGUCUGGCUGCAUUUGUUACCACACCGUUUGAUGUAGUCAAGACGUAUCGACAAAUUGAGAUGGCAGAAAAAGAAAUCAUUACAGGCCGUUAUGUUGUUUCAGAACCACCCAGUCUUUCCAAGAAGUCCACUUAUUCGGUGAUGUCUAAUAUUUACAGAAGGAAUGGCUUGAGCGGACUUUUCACCGGCCUCAUGCCUCGAAUAAUCAAAGUCGCCCCGGCCUGUGCGAUAAUGGUGGCGACGUUCGAGUACGGGAAGCAGUUCUUUCAAAAUCACAACAUGAACGAAUAUAAGAAGAAUCAUAAGCAUAAUCAUGCCGUUUGAGUUUAGUUCCUUUUCUAAAUUUCCAUUUCAAUUUUAAACGCGUAAGUUCAUGUUGAGUUGUAAAUACAUUUUUGUUUAAAAAAAACAACAAGUUGUUUGAUAUUGUACACAUUCAUUUGUAAAUAGAUCUUUGUAGAUUUGGUUUAGCUCACCGUA
This is a messenger RNA of Cimex lectularius (bed bug), 1564 nucleotides long. Its product is annotated as solute carrier family 25 member 40-like. Bases 242 to 1408 code for a protein of 388 amino acids. The transcript has 6 exons. The record is from RefSeq and is a predicted model, not a curated record. NCBI's taxonomy places the organism in Eukaryota, Metazoa, Arthropoda, Insecta, Hemiptera, Cimicidae. Gene Ontology annotation, biological process: mitochondrial transmembrane transport.